AUGUACUUAAGAGCUGCCAGUUUGCUUGUCGUACUGCUGUUAGUACGGCGAUCUCUAGCUGAAGAUUGUACUACCUCGCAGACGACUCGAAGCUACCUUAAUGAGACGUUUCACUCUAGUCAAGUUCUAGUAUCCGGUACGCACUUGAAAGUUCGAGUCCGAAGGGUGUUCAAAGGAAGGGAACACUUGAAAUCCAGGUCUUCGAUUGAUGUGAUUGUGCCAUCAAGUUUUAAGUUCUGCAUCUCAGUACUGCUCGUACAUGAUACUCGUGUCUUUCCGUUGUCGAUUGAUGGGCAAGACCUCACUCUUUCUGCACCAGUUCUGCCCAUCAACCUCAGUGUAUUGGACUCACUUCAUUCAUUUAUAUUGAGAAAACCUCACAAGAAGCGAAAAAAGGCCAAAAAAAGUCAUUGCGAAUCUCAGCUGUGCCCUCUUGGAUCGAAAUGCGUUUUUUCGACGUAA
Molecule: messenger RNA, 462 nt
Organism: Cooperia oncophora
Lineage: Eukaryota; Metazoa; Nematoda; Chromadorea; Rhabditida; Trichostrongylidae
Source: the annotation of a GenBank genome assembly